Messenger RNA from Myotis myotis, 10607 nucleotides. It is a transcript of the gene PTPRQ, whose product is annotated as protein tyrosine phosphatase receptor type Q. Lineage: Eukaryota; Metazoa; Chordata; Mammalia; Chiroptera; Vespertilionidae. Bases 88 to 8448 code for a protein of 2786 amino acids. The transcript is spliced from 52 exons. Gene Ontology annotation, molecular function: protein tyrosine phosphatase activity; protein binding. The record is from RefSeq and is a predicted model, not a curated record. Gene Ontology annotation, biological process: protein dephosphorylation.
GACAGUAUAAUUCUUCAGUGGGAAUCCCCACAAGAUGGCCAUCAGGUCUACAUACAAAUUGAAUCCAUACCAGAUAAAAGAGAAGUCAUGACUUUUUUUGUAAAGGAUGCUAAUAGAUUCAAGAUUGAUAAUUUAAUCCCUGGAAUGACUUAUGACAUUGGAAUGGCAACAGUGAUGAAUGGGAAUUUGAGUGAGCUGGUAACUAUUCAACAAACUCUAAAGCCCAAACCAGUACAAAUUAUUAUUCCUUAUGAAAGUUAUAGUACCUCUGUAAUCUUAUUUGUUCAAACACCUGAUAUUGGAGUGUUUGAUGGCAUACAGAUUGUAACUGAAGGAGGGCCAAAUGUAACCAGGCCUUUAAAACAUGACAAUAAAAUAACCGUUGACAACUUAACCCCAGGCACAGAAUAUAAUUUCUUUGUUUCCAUCAUCAGUGGGACUAAAUUAAGUGAUGUAUAUUAUGUGCCUGCAGUAAAAACAUGUUUGGAGUCACCAUCAAUUAUCCAUGAGGGCAAAGUUACAGACUCUUCCAUAGAAAUUCUCUGGAAUCGAGCUGAUGGGAAUUUUCAGCAUUAUGAAAUCACAUGCAUAAACUGUGCUGACAUUUUCAUGGUUCAGAAGGUAGUGCAAGAAGCAGCAACAUUCUCUAACCUGGAGCCUGCUACCAUGUACACUUUUUCAAUUCGCACAGAGAAAGAAGGUUUUAAAGACAGCACUCCUAACAUAAAAGAAAUACAGACAGCCCCAAGUGCAGUUGAAUUUAUGAACCAUAGCAGAAACUCAAGUGCAGUAACUGUUAACUGGCCUUCACCCAGAAGUCUUCUGGAUGGGUACAUUAUUUCAAUAUCCAGUGAAAGGUUAACAAAAGAAGAAAUCCUGCCUUCCACAAAAAGGACAUUCACAUUUGAUAACCUUUCUCCAGGGACUGACUUUUCAGUUAGCAUUAUAACUACCAAGGGAUUAAAGAGAAGCCAUCCUAUUGUCCUCAUGGUUAGCACUUGUCCAGACCCACCAUCAGACCUGCUAAUUUUGGGGCAGGAAGAAAACACAAUAUAUUUGUCUUGGAAAUUCCCACAAGGAGGCUUCGAAAAGUUUCAGGUAUCUUAUUGUAUGACAUCUAGAAAGGAAAAGCUAUUUAAAGUAAUUGUUUAUGGAAACAAAGUUCAAGUAAAGAAUUUGACUCCAGGUGUGGACUACAUGUUUCACGUGAAGACAGUUAGAGGCAAAGACUACAGUGUAUCCGUGAUGAAAAAAGUGACUACAAAACCGUCUAAGAUAUGUGGCUUAAUAUUAAAAGCUGUGAAUACUUCUUCUGCAAAUUUAAUGUGGAAUCCAACAGAAACCAACUUCACUCAUUACAAGAUUUAUAUAUCAAACAGAACAUUUGCAAAAGAAUAUUUCAUUUGGGGAAGAAUGACUGAGUACACAGUUACAGAUCUGACUCCUGGUGGGAUAUAUAACAUAACAGUACACAGAGUAAGAGGCAACGUUGAAGGAUCUGGAACAUUUAUCAGCGUUGUUGCAGAGCCGGAAAAGCCAGAGAAACUUAAAGCCUUCAAUAUCUCCGCACAUUCCUUUUCCCUGCACUGGAGCCUGCCCUCCGGCCACGCGGAAGGGUUUCAUGUGGAUCUGGUUCCUGACAGUGGCUUUGUUACUAUCAAAGAUCUUGGAGGCGGAGAGUAUCAGGUUGAUGUUUCCAGUGCUGUCCCUGGCACUAGGUACGAUGUAACAAUCUCUUCAAUUUCUGCUACAACAUAUAGCUCACCUGUUAGUAGAACAGUGACAACGAAUGUAACAAAACCAGGGCCUCCAGUCUUCCUAGCAGGAGAAAGAGUUGGUUCUGCUGGGAUUCUUCUGUCUUGGAAUACACCCCCAAAUCCAAAUGGAAGGAUUAUCUCUUAUGUUGUGAAGUAUAAGGAAGUUUGUCCAUGGAUGCAAACAGCAUAUACACAAGUUAGAGCAAAGCCAGACAGCCUGGAAGUUCUUCUUACUAAUCUUAAUCCUGGAACAACAUAUGAAAUCAAGGUGGCUGCUGAAAACAGUGCUGGCAUUGGAGUGUUUAGUGACCCAUUUCUCUUCCAAACGGCAGAAAGUGCUCCAGGAAAAGUGGUAAAUCUGACGGUUGAGGCCUUUAACUAUUCAGCAGUAAACCUGAUUUGGUACUUACCUCGUCAACCAAAUGGCAAAAUUACCAGUUUCAAGAUUAGUGUCAAACAUGCCAGAAGUGGGAUAGUGGUGAAAGAUGUCUCAAUCAGAGUAGAGGACAUUUUGACCGGGAAAUUGCCAGAAUGCAACGAGAAUAAUGAAUCUUUUUUAUGGAGUACAACCAGCCCUUCUCCAACCCUUAGUAGAGGUACGCCUCCAACGCGUACCACAUAUUCAUCGAACACAUGGGCACGGAGUAAGAUAAGCUCGGUGUGGAAAGAACCUAUCAGUUUUGUAGUGACACAUUUGAGACCUUAUACGACAUACCUUUUUGAAGUUUCUGCUGUUACAACGGAAGCAGGUUAUAUUGAUAGUACGAUUGUCAGAACACCAGAAUCAGUACCUGAAGGACCACCACAAAACUGUGUAACAGGAAACAUUACGGGAAAAUCCUUUUCAAUUUCAUGUGAUCCACCAAUGACAGUAACCGGGAAAUUUAGUUAUAGAGUUGAAUUAUAUGGGCCAUCAGGUCGGAUUUUGGAUAACAGCACAAAAGACCUUAAGUUUGCAUUCACUAACCUAACACCAUUUACAAUGUAUGAUGUAUAUGUUGCUGCAGAAACCAGUGCAGGGAUGGGACCCAAAUCAAAUAUUUCAGUAUUCACUCCCCCAGAAGUGCCAGGUGCAGUAUUUGAUUUACAGCUUGCAGAAGUAGAAGCCACACAAAUAAGAAUUACUUGGAAGAAACCACGACAAGCAAAUGGAAUCAUUAACCAAUACCGAGUGAAAGUGCUAGUUUCAGAGACCGGAGUAAUUUUGGAAAAUACUUUGCUCACGGGAAAAGAGUAUAUAAACAACCCGCUCACUCCAGAAACUGUGAACGUAGUAGAGUCAAUGGCAGAAUUAUUUGAGGGUUCAGCAGAGAUAUCUUCUGACCUGUAUGCAAUUGCUUCAGUUAUGUAUAACAGUCAUCCACAUAAUAACUUUCCUGUGAGGAAUAGAGCUGAAGACCAGCAUUUAACAGUCGGAACUGCAUGGAAUCAGUAUAUCACUGACAUUGCUGCCGAACAGCUGUCUUACGUUAUCAGGAGACUCGUACCUUUCACUGAGCACAUGAUUAGUGUAUCUGCUUUCACCAUCAUGGGAGAAGGACCACCAACGGUUCUCCAUGUGAGGACACUUGAACAAGUGCCAAGCUCCAUUCAGAUUAUAAACUAUAAGAAUAUUAGUUCCUCAUCUAUUUUGUUAUAUUGGGAUCCUCCAGAAUUUCCCAAUGGAAAAAUAACUCAUUAUACAAUUUAUGCAAUGGAACUGGAUACAAACACAGCAUUCCAGAUGACUACUCUAAAUAACAGCUUUCUCAUAACAGGGUUAAAGAAAUACACCAAAUAUAAGAUGAGGGUGACCGCCUCAACUCAUGUUGGAGAAAGUUCUUUGUCUGAAGAAAAUGACAUCUUUGUGAGAACUCUGGAAGAUGAACCAGAAUCAUCACCUCAAGAUGUGGAAGUUGCUGAUGUUACUGCACAUGAAAUAAGUCUGAAGUGGUUACCACCUGAGAAACCCAAUGGGAUUAUUGUUGCUUAUGAAGUUCUCUAUAAAAAUAUGGAUUCCUUAUUUAUGAAGAACACCUCAACAACACACAUAAUUUUAAGGGACUUAAAACCGUAUUCCCUCUAUAACAUUUCUGUGAGGUCAUAUACCAGAUUGGGUCAUGGCAAUCAGUUAUCUUCCUUACUCUCUGUAAGGACUUCUGAGACUGUACCUGGUAGUGCACCAGAAAAUAUUGCUUACAAAAAUAUUUCCUCUGGAGAGAUUGAAAUAUCAUUCCAUCCCCCACGUAAUCCUAAUGGAAUCAUACAAAAAUAUACAAUUUAUCUCAGGAGAAGUAAUGGAAAUGAGGAAAGAACUAUAGAUACAACCUCUUUGAUCCAGAACAUUAAAGGACUGAAGAAAUAUACCCAAUAUAUAAUUGAAGUGUCUGCUAGUACACUCAAAGGUGAAGGAGUUCGGAGUGCGCCAAUUAGUGUGCUGACAGAAGAAGAUGCUCCUGAUUCUCCCCCCCAUGACUUCUCUGUGAAACAGUUGUCUGGUGUCAGGGUGAAGUUGUCAUGGAAACCACCCCUGGAGCCAAAUGGAAUUAUCCUCUAUUACACAGUUUAUGUCUGGGAUAGGUCAUCAUUAAGAACUAUUAAUGUAACUGAAAUAUCAUUAGAGUUUUCAGAUUUGGACUAUAAUGUUGAAUAUAACGCAUAUGUAACAGCUAGCACCAGAUUUGGUGAUGGGAAAAAAAGAAGCAAUAUUAUUAACUUUCGAACACCUGAGGGAGCACCGAGUGAUCCCCCAAAAGAUGUUCAUUAUGAAAAUAUCAGUUCUUCAUCAAUAAUUCUCUUUUGGAAGCCACCUUCAAAACCUAAUGGGGUUAUACAAUAUUAUUCUGUUUAUUACAGAAAUACUUCUGGUACUUUUGUGCAGAAUGUUACACUCCAUGAAGUCACCAAUGACUUUGACAAUAUGACCGUAUCUGCAAUAAUAGAUAAACUGGCAAUAUUCAGCUACUAUACAUUUUGGGUAACAGCAAGUACUUCAGUUGGAAAUGGGAAUAAAAGCAGUGACAUAGUUCAAGUAUACACAGAUCAAGACAUACCUGAAGGGCCUGUUGGAAACCUGACUUAUGAGUCCAUUUCGUCAACUGCAAUAAAUGUAAGCUGGGGCCCACCACCUCAACCCAACGGUCUAGUCUUCUACUAUGUCUCUCUGAGCUUACAGCAGACUCCUCGCCACGUAAGACCACCUCUAGUUACGUAUGAGACAAGCAUGUAUUUUGAUAAUCUGGAAAAAUACACUGAUUAUAUAUUAAAAAUCACUCCAUCAACCGAAAAGGGAUUUUCUGAUACCUAUACUGCCCAGCUACACAUCAAAACUGAAGAAGAUGUCCCAGAAACUUCACCAAUAAUCAACACUUUUAAAAACCUUUCCUCUACCUCAGUUCUCUUAUCAUGGGAUCCCCCAGUAAAACCAAAUGGUGCCAUAAUAAGUUAUGAUUUAACUUUACAAGGACCAAAUGAAAGCUAUUCUUUCAUUACUUCUGAUAACUAUAUAAUAUUGGAAGAGCUCUCACCAUUUACACUAUAUAGUAUUUUUGCUGCUGCAAGAACUGUAAAGGGACUCGGUCCUUCCAGUGUUCUUUUCUUUUACACAGACGAGUCAGUGCCUUUAGCACCUCCUCAAAAUUUGACUUUAAUCAACUACACUUCAGAUUCUGUGUGGCUGCAGUGGAGCCCAAGUCCCGUGCCAGGCGGUAUUGUUAAAGUAUAUAGUUUUAAAAUUCAUGAACAUGAAACUGAUACUAUAUUUUAUAAGAAUAUUUCAGGCUUUCAAACUGAAGCCAAGCUUAUUGGACUGGAGCCAGUCAGCACCUACUCUAUCAGCAUCUCUGCCUUCACCAAAGUGGGAAAUGGCAAUCAAUUUAGUAAUGUACUAAAAUUCACAACCCAAGAAUCAGUUCCAGAUGUUGUACAGAACAUACAGUGUGAGGCAACUAGCUGGCAGUCCGCUUUAGUGAGGUGGGACCCACCCCGAAAGGCAAAUGGAGUGAUUACACAUUAUAUGAUAACAGUUGAGAGGAAUUCUACAAAAGUCUCACCCCAAGAUCACAUGUAUAUGUUCAUGAAACUUCUUGCCAAUACCUCAUAUGUCUUUAAAAUAAGAGCUUCAACCUCAGCGGGCGAAGGCGAUGAAAGUACUUGCAAUAUCAGCACGCUGCCUGAAACAGUUCCCAGUGUUCCCACAAAUAUUGCUUUUUCUGAUGUUCAGUCAACUAGUGCAACAUUGACAUGGAUCAGACCUGACACUAUCUUCGGUUACUUCCAAAAUUAUAAGAUUACCACUCAACUUCGGGCUCAAAAUUGCAGAGAAUGGGAAUCUGAAGAAUGUAUCGAAUAUCAAAAAAUUCAAUACCUCUAUGAAGCUGACCUAACUGAAGAGACAGUAUAUGGCUUAAAGAAAUUUAGAUGGUACAGAUUUCAAGUGGCUGCCAGCACCAAUGCCGGCUAUGGCAAUGCUUCAAGUUGGAUAUCUGCACAAACCCUGCCUGGCCCUCCAGAGGGUCCUCCUGAAAAUGUGUAUGUAGUAGCAACAUCACCUUUUAGCAUCAACAUCAGCUGGAGUGAACCUGCUAUCAUUACUGGACCAACGUUCUAUCUGAUAGAUGUUGAAUCGGUAGAUAGUGAUGAAUUUAAUAUUUCCUUAAUCAAGUCAAAUGAAGAGAAUAAAACCAUAGAAAUUAAAGAUUUAAAAAUAUUCACAAGGUAUUCUGUGGUGAUCACUGCAUUCACUGGAAAUGUUAGUGCGGCUUAUGUAGAAGGAAAGUCAAGUGCUGAAGUGAUUGUUACUACUUUAGAAUCAGUCCCUAAGGAUCCACCUAACAACAUGACAUUUCAGAAGAUACCAGAUGAAGUGACAAAAUUUCAGUUAACAUUCCUUCCUCCUUCUCAACCCAAUGGAAAUAUCCAAGUAUAUCAAGCUUUGGUUUACCGAGAAGAUGACCCUACUGCUGUGCAGAUUCACAACCUCAGCAUUAUCCAGAAAACGGACACAUCCGUUAUCGCAAUGUUAGAAGGACUGAAAGGUGGACAUACAUACAAUAUCAGUGUUUAUGCAAUCAAUAGUGCUGGUGCAGGACCAAAGGUUCAGAUGAGAAUAACUAUGGAUAUUAAAGCUCCAGCACGACCAAAAACCAAACCAACCCCUAUUUAUGAUGCCACAGGAAAAUUGCUGGUGACUUCAACAACAAUUACCAUCAGAAUGCCAAUAUGUUACUAUAAUGAUGAUCAUGGGCCCAUCAAAAAUGUACAAGUGCUUGUAGCAGAAGCUGGAGCUCAGCAUGAUGGAAAUGUAACAAAGUGGUAUGAUGCAUAUUUUAAUAAACCAAAGCCAUACUUUACAAAUGAAGGCUUUCCUAAUCCUCCGUGUACAGAAGGAAAGACAAAGUUCAGUAGCAAUGAAGAAAUCUACAUCAUAGGUGCUGAUCAUGCAUGUAUGAUUCCUGGCAAUGAAGACAAAAUUUGCAAUGGACCUCUGAAGCCAAAAAAGCAAUACUUAUUUAAAUUUAGAGCCACAAAUGUCAUGGGACAAUUUACUGACUCUGAUUACUCUGACCCUGUUAAGACUUUAGGUGAAGGACUUUCAGAAAGAACUGUGGAGAUUAUUCUUUCAGUCACUUUGUGUAUCCUUUCAAUCAUUCUUCUUGGAACAGCUAUUUUUGCAUUUGCAAGGAUUCGUCAGAAGCAGAAAGAAGGUGGCACAUACUCUCCUCGAGAUGCAGAAAUUAUUGACACUAAAUUCAAGCUGGACCAGCUAAUCACAGUGGCAGACCUGGAACUGAAGGACGAGAGAUUAACGCGGCCGAUCAGCAAGAAAUCCUUCCUACAACAUGUUGAAGAGCUUUGCACAAACAACAACCUAAAGUUUCAAGAAGAAUUUUCGGAAUUACCAAAAUUUCUUCAGGAUCUUUCUUCAACUGAUGCCGAUCUGCCUUGGAACCGAGCAAAAAACCGCUUUCCAAACAUAAAGCCAUAUAAUAAUAACAGAGUGAAGCUGAUAGCUGAUGCUAGUAUUCCAGGAUCGGAUUAUAUUAAUGCCAGCUAUGUUUCUGGUUACUUAUGUCCAAAUGAAUUUAUUGCUACUCAAGGUCCAUUACCAGGAACAGUUGGGGAUUUUUGGAGAAUGGUUUGGGAAACCAGAGCAAAAACAUUGGUAAUGCUAACACAGUGUUUUGAAAAAGGGCGGAUCAGAUGCCAUCAGUAUUGGCCAGAGGACAACAAACCAGUUACGGUGUUUGGAGAUAUAGUGAUCACAAAGCUAAUGGAGGAUGUUCAAAUAGAUUGGACCAUCAGGGAUCUGAAAAUUGAAAGGCAUGGGGAUUGCAUGACUGUCCGACAGUGUAACUUUACUGCUUGGCCUGAGCAUGGGGUUCCUGAAAACAGUACUCCAUUAAUUCACUUUGUGAAGUUGGUUCGAGCAAGUCGAGCACAUGACACCACACCUAUGAUUGUUCACUGCAGGCACAGUAUAUCUUCUUACACCAGUGUAUUCUGGAUCUCCUAUCAAGUAAAGGAAGUAACCAGCCCAUCUGUUUUGUUAACUAUUCAGCACUUCAGAAGAUGGACUCUUUGGAUGCAAUGGAAGGUGAUGUUGAGCUUGAAUGGGAAGAAACCACCAUGUAAAUAUUCAGACCAAAGAUUACAACCAGAAGAUAUUUUCAAAUCCCAGGGGCCAAAAUUACCCCUCAUUCUUCUGAAUUGAAAUGAGCAUACUUAAAGAAAUGUUUAUGCUUGCCUUACUGUGCCUUGCUAAAUACAUUGACAUUUUAUGAAUAGUUCUAAUAAGUAGCUGAUUUAGGAUAGUUAAUUCUCUUGUACAGAAUAAAUAUUAUUCAUUUAAAAUGUUUAAGAAAAGAUAUCCCAGAGGUUUUUGAAGUCUUUCAUAUUUUGGGAAUAAGCCAAAAAUAAAAUUAUUAUUACUAUAGCAUUAAUGUUUCCAUGUGAAUUUUCCCUCCAUAUUGGACUUACGCUUGAACAAAAGCUGUAAAUGUUGAUUCAGUCAUGUUAUUUUGGCCUCCAGGGUGUUGACGUUUCUUGUGGAUAACUUCCAGGACUGUCAUUAUGAUCUGUACUUCCACGCAUGCCCCUGUGUUUUGAAUCCUCUGUUUUAUGAGUGCUGAGAUAUCAUCUCAUGAUCUCGAACAGCUGAACAGUAACCCCUGACACUGCAGGGAUUACUUAGCUUUUAUACAACACACAGUAGCUCUUCGGGGACACUGAGGGCUAUUUAAAUUGCACUGUGAUCUUUAGUUUGAAACAAGAAAAAUUAAACAGUGCACUUGCUUAUAUGAAGCUGGAGAGGACUUUUCUAGUUUAUCUACAUUUGUACAUGUUCAGGCACAAGCUGCACCACUAUAUUGUAUAUUUCAAUAUACGGUUAAAUGUCUCAGAGUAUUUGUCCAUUAGCUAUUUAGUCAACCCAAUAUUAUCAAUUUUGAAGGUUUCUUCAGCAGAAAUCUAUAAAAACAAUAAUAAAAACAUGUAAUGUGUUGCAAGCUUGUAAACUAAUGAUGUGCUCCUGUGGUGCCAAUAGAGACUUCUGAAUAGGUCACAAGAAAUGGUCUUUAUUUUAUUCCCAAGUUUGGGUUUGAUUAUUAAGGAGUAUAUUUGGUGGAACUGAAAACAAAAAAUCAACCAAGUAACAGCAAAUUAGAGAUUUUUUAAAAAAGAAAAUAUUUCAGCCUCCUUUUUGUUAGAUAGUAACAAUGUAUUAAGUUUUGAAUUAUAUGGUAUUUUGUCAUAGAUUUCAAUUGAGUCAUAAAACAAAAUAAUGUUAAUUAUUCUAUUUCUUUCAUGAUAAGAAUUAUAUCUUAUGCAUAUUUCUGCUGGCAUAUAAAUAUAGGAAAUAUUAUGGCCAAUAAAAUUGAAUUUUAAGGAAUUGAGAUAUUUUGCAGCAUGAUUUCAGAGAUCCUUAUAAAUAGAAAUUUGAUUUUCUAUCACAUUUAUGAUAUAAUUGAUAAUUAUCAUAAUGUAAUUAAAUAUAUGUAAGUACAAUAUAAUUUAGUAUAAAUAACUAAGAUAAAAUCAUUUCCUUUGAUACCUAUAGAUAGUAAUUUUAAAACUGAAUUUAUUAUCCAAGAAAUUAAAUCCAUAAUCUUGCAAGAAGUCCUGCCUCCUGUUUUGUCAGGGCAAGGCAGUAUAAAUAAAUGUAGUUCAUGAUUGUUCCAACUAACAAGUUUAUUUUAUAGAAAGUUACAUAAAUAAUAAGAUAUGAUGAGAACUCUAAAAGAUUCCGUUGGAAUUCAAAGUUCUUCAGCGUGCUUCAUGGUCACUGAAAAUGUGUGGCGUGCCGAUACUUACGGAUGUGGGUUUUGUAUUUGUAGAAGACAGAUAACAGCCUGUGAAAAAUAUUGAUGUGGCUACUUUUCAAUGCAUUAACUAAGAAAAUAAACAGCUCAAUCUGCAAGUCAGUCAAUUUUCUGUAAUAUAUGUAUAAAAGAUAUAUGUACAACAUAGAGGAUCAGAUUUGACCCAUAUGCAUAUGUGUGCAUAAAACACAUUUACUAUGAGGCCUCCUCUAAACAGUGCUUAUCAAAAUUUAAUGUGUAUUCAAAUCUGAAGAUUGUGUUAAAAUGCAGAUUCUGCUUUAGUAGAUCUAGGAUGGGACCUGAGAACCUUCAUUUCUAGCAAGUACUAAAGUUAUGUUGUUGUCUGAUCUUAGACCCUUGAAUAGUAACUCUCUAAAAGACAUUAGGAUCAGAAUAAUUUCAUGUCCACCUGAAAUUAUUUAAAACAUGUUUUAAAAAGACACUUGGCUUUAUUAUCAGAAAAAAAUUAUAACAGAGCACCUGUUAAGUGUGAAUAGGUUGCUAACUAUAUCACAAAGCUGUAACUGAAUUGAUACAUAUUAACCAUGGCUAA